UACUCGCCAUACUUGAUGGCUUGAUGGCCUUGACCGUUUCGCCGAAUGUCUUAUGGCAAUUCCUACUACCGCCAGAAGCACCUCGGACUACCGUUCCCCCUCUCUCUUUCUUUUCUCCUUCUUCCAUUCUCUUCUUUUCCUUUCCCUCUCUGAAAACCAUUCAAGUCCGAUCUCUUCAAAUCAACAUCAAAUUCUCAUUCAGGUGACCCCGCCAGAGAUCAACCAAAUCCCAUGCAGGCAUGGGACGACUUCCCCAGAUCCAGGCAUGGGGGAAAAAGGCUUAUAGCUGCUGGGCCGUGGUGUAAGAACAUACAUUGUUGAACCGCCAAGUCAUGUACCGUCCGUCAUGCUCAGUUGAUGAAAUACUUC
This is a messenger RNA of Chaetomium strumarium, 369 nucleotides long. RefSeq lists its product as uncharacterized. The transcript has a single exon. Lineage: Eukaryota; Fungi; Ascomycota; Sordariomycetes; Sordariales; Chaetomiaceae. The coding region runs from base 53 to 286 and encodes 77 amino acids. The record is from RefSeq and is a predicted model, not a curated record.